Messenger RNA from Sitodiplosis mosellana (orange wheat blossom midge), 951 nucleotides. Its product is annotated as dimodular nonribosomal peptide synthase-like. Gene Ontology annotation, cellular component: cytoplasm; cytosol. Gene Ontology annotation, biological process: amino acid activation for nonribosomal peptide biosynthetic process; secondary metabolite biosynthetic process. Gene Ontology annotation, molecular function: phosphopantetheine binding. Lineage: Eukaryota; Metazoa; Arthropoda; Insecta; Diptera; Cecidomyiidae. The record is from RefSeq and is a predicted model, not a curated record. The annotation marks the transcript as partial. The transcript has a single exon.
AUGGUGGAACAUCGUGAUGCAACCCAAUUGAUUGCAUCUCUACAUGAAAAGUUUGAUUUUGAUAGCCGGGAUAAGUGGUGCUUGUUUCAUUCGAUUUCAUUUGAUGUUUCCGUAUGGGAGAUUUGGGGAGCGUUAUCAUGUGGAAAUCAACUGUCUAUCGUACCUUUCAAUGUCACACGUUCUUCGGAUGAAUUUCAUGACUGGAUUUGUACCAAUGGAAUUACUGUGCUAAAUCAAACCCCGUCGGCAUUUAAAACGCUCAUGUGUGCGAAAAAUGUUAGCUCCCGAUCCUAUCGACUACGAUAUGUUAUCUUUGCUGGUGAAGCGUUAGAUCCAUUGAUAGUAAGAGACUGGUAUGACAAGAACGCUGAAAACCAAACAGUGAUAAUCAAUAUGUAUGGGCCCACUGAAACAGUUAUUUUUGCAACCAGUUGGAUCAGUGAUGUCACAAAUUCUAAGAGCUCACUAAUGCCAAUCGGACGUCCGCUGUCUAAUAAGCGAAUUUACCUUCUUGAUGCACAUGGCGAGCCAGUGCCACUAGGAGCCGAGGGAGAAAUAUAUAUUGGUGGUGAUGGUGUGGCACGCGGCUAUCUAAAUCAACCUGAACUUACUGCAGAACAUUUUCUUCCCGACCAAUUCAGUGACGAUCAAAUGGCACGUAUGUACCGCACUGGUGACAGAGCACGAUAUCUGUCUGAUGGUAAUCUGAUCUAUCUGGGACGCACGGAUCAACAAGUAAAAAUUCGCGGCUUCCGAAUUGAGCCUGGUGAAAUUGAAGCCCGCUUAGUGGAACAUCCCCAAGUGCAGGACGCGGUUGUACAAUCAUAUGGCAAUGGAUCAGAUGCUCGUCUGGUAGCUUAUGUGGUGACAGAUGCGGAUACAUCAUUAGCACAGGAUUUGCGUACAUAUCUAUCAAAUUUACUGCCUGACUAUAUGGUACCUACGGCUUUU